Helobdella robusta is the source of this 1086-nucleotide messenger RNA. RefSeq lists its product as hypothetical. Gene Ontology annotation, cellular component: nucleoplasm; ribonucleoprotein complex. Bases 1 to 1086 code for a protein of 361 amino acids. Lineage: Eukaryota; Metazoa; Annelida; Clitellata; Rhynchobdellida; Glossiphoniidae. The transcript is spliced from 9 exons. Gene Ontology annotation, biological process: regulation of RNA splicing. Gene Ontology annotation, molecular function: RNA binding. The record is from RefSeq and is a predicted model, not a curated record.
AUGAGCGAAACGGAUUUCAUUGUUCGCUUGAGAGGUUUACCAUGGUCUGCUGAUUCUGCAGAAAUUGUAAGGUUUUUGGAAGAUUGUAAGUUGACAGAAGAAAAUGUGCACAUAAUUCGUUUGUAUGAUGGCCGGUCGACAGGAGAAGCCUAUGUCGAACUCAGCAGUGAGGAGGAUGUCAAUAAGGCCAUUGCAAAAAAUAAGAAACAUCUGGGAAAGCGAUAUGUAGAUGUUCACAAAGCGAAAAGAUCUGAAAUGGAAUUUGCCUUGAAAAGAACAAAUCAAUCUGUCCCAAUGAAUGGAAAGUCGAAAAAUGUACCCAUCGUCAAACUUAGGGGGUUGCCUUUCAGCUGCUCAAAAGAGGAAGUUGCAAACUUUUUCUCAGGCUUGGAAAUAGCACCGAAUGGGAUUACCUUCAUAACAGAUCAUCUGGGAAGAUGUACAGGGGAGGGGUAUGUUCAGUUCAUAUCACAGGAAUCCAUCGAGAAGGCACUCACCAAACAUAAGCAAGCCAUUGCCCACAGGUACAUUGAAGUAUUUCAGUGCUCUGUUGAAGAUUUGUCGGCAGCUCUCAAUCGGGGUUACAUGGGCGGUCGUGGGGGGUAUUAUCAACAUUCAUAUCAAAAUAACAAACCAAAUAGAUUUCAAAAAGGUUAUAGGGGCGGCUAUGGUAGAGGAGGUUACUACCCAAUGGCCAAUGGAGGCUUCCAAUAUGGUGGUGGUGGUGGUGGUUAUUAUGGUAACCAAUCAAACUUCAGAGGAGGAAAGCGGCCUUUUAUUGGUGGAUACAAAUUCAAACCAACCUUUCAUGAAAGUUCUACGGGUCACAGCAUAUUUAUGAAGGGACUGCCUUUUGCUGCUACAGAUAAGGAUAUUGCUGGGUUUUUUGAACCACUGUCGCUGGUUGAUGUGAAGAUUCAUCUCAAUCAUUCUGGGCGGCCCUCAGGCAAUGCCAGUGUUGACUUCCAAUCUCAUGAGGAUGCCCUAGAGGCCAUGAAGAAAAAUAAGAACAUUCUAGGUACUUUCAUUUUGCUUCCAACCAAUUUUUUAAUAAAUCAUGCUACUGCAUUAUUAAUCGAAUUGUGA